AAACGCUUCACCAGUGCGGUGAAAUGGUUGCGCUCUCACUUUAUUAAAAUGGCUGGCUAUUUAAAGCGCUGACGGCGAGCUCUUCUGUCGCGCGAGUCAGAUCUUGGUAUUUUUGCUACACAGCACAAGUUCAACCCGUGGGGAGGGGGGAGACAUGCUUAAUUUUCCCGAAUUUCGAGCAUGUUCAGCUGUCGGCUUCAUACGCAUAUUUUUUCCCACUAUUUGUCCCAACUUGCCCGUUGUGUGGCGUUAGCAAUGGCUGGCGCGUUGCCUUUGUUACAGACGCCAAUGCAGCAUCCGCCGCGCCGGUCCGAGCCGCGCACAACUUUGAAAAGCAUUUAAAUCAACGGAGCGGCGCUUUGACACCUCGCCAGAAACGCCAGUUUCAAAGAUCGAUGUCUGUUUUAAAUUAAUAUUUGCAUUUUUAAUGGCGGCGUUUGGAAAUGUGCUGUUAAACAGGCUUUGUAGCGGGAGGGGGGUGUGCGUGGCUUUGUUACUGAGCCAGGCUGAGCAAACCCCCCCCCACCCCGUCCCUCCGCGCGCACACACCCUCCCCUCUGACAGAAGCCAUUUUAAUGAAUGGGGGUCGCUCGCGCGGCUGUCCUGCCUCCGCGCGCCGAGCCGCUUCGGCUCCGAUCCGCUCCGCUCCGCUCCGUUCCACGCGCUCGCAGUGGGGCCGCGCUGCGCGCACACACAGCCCGUUGCCGCAAGUUUACUACAAAACACCUUUUCGCCCCCCGGGCUUCAGAAGGACGGGCAGAAAGAGAAAAUUGAAGAGCAAAGAGUAUUAGGUGCAGGAAACGCAGAGUUGCAGAAGAAAAGCUCUUCGGAAUGGCCAAAGGUGACCCCAAGAAGCCGAAAGGCAAGAUGUCUGCCUACGCCUACUUUGUGCAGACUUGCCGUGAAGAGCACAAGAAGAAGAGCCCUGAGAUCCCUGUCAACUUUGCCGAAUUCUCAAAAAAGUGCUCCGGAAGGUGGAAGACCAUGUCUCCAAAGGAGAAGGCCAAAUUCGAGGAGAUGGCCAAGCAGGACAAAAUACGCUAUGAUCAGGAGAUGAUGAGCUACAUGCCUGGCAAGAAGGGCAAGAAGAAGGACCCCAAUGCCCCAAAGAGACCACCGUCUGGCUUCUUCUUGUUCUGUUCUGAGCACCGGCCCAAGAUUAAGGCCCAGAACCCGAACCUCGGCAUCGGGGAUGUUGCCAAGCGGCUGGGGGAGAUGUGGAAUAACCUGACAGAUGCCAACAAGCAGCCGUAUCUUAUGAAAGCCAACAAGCUCAAAGACAAGUACAAACAGGAUGUGGCUGAUUAUAAGUCCAAGGGUAAAGUUGGCAAUAUGGGCGGGCUUCCCAAACCAACAGUGAAGAAAUCAAUGGAGGACGAAGACGAGGAUGGGGAGGAAGACGAAGAAGAGGAAGACGACGAGGAGGAAGAUGAGGAUGAAGAUGACGAAUAAGUUAUCCCCCCCCCCCCCCCAUUUCUGUUCAGUACGUUCACAGUAGGGUGAGGAAAACACUGGCAGUGCAAAAUUCUCCCUGUUCCCUUCAACUCCACGGUCCAAUGUGUGCUGUGGCCUGUUGGAGGACAAAACACAGCAUCACUGUGACCUGGAACAAGCCUCAUCACCUGGCAACACACCUACUGUGUCCACGUGUGUAUCUGUGUGUGCGCGUGUGCAUGCGUGCAGAGAUGCGAAUGCCUUUGUCCAUUUCCCCGUCACUGUCCGAUGUCUUCCUGAACUCUGCGACUGUACAACAGGAAGCAUUUAAACAAGUGGUAGCAUUGCAGUAUAAAUAUAUAUAAUUUUUUUUAAGAAAGUGUAAAGUGGUGUGUAAUUGUAUAUGAUUGACGUAGAUUUAUUUUAUCAUUUUCUAUUCCGACAAGUGUAAAAUUGCACAUGUGUAGAUGGUAGGCAUGUGUGCGCAGUAGUGCAGCUGUAUUGUUUCAGUCUUAUUUUGCUUGGGUCACGACCCCACUCUAGGGGCAGAGCCUGCCAUGUCAAUGUCAGCAGGAAUGGCACAGCAUUGGUUGAUCAGUGUCACUAAUACUUUUGUGGGUCCCGCAGCUGCAGUCAUCUCUCUGCACGUAGUGCUCGGCUCCUUAUGGUCUGGAUUAUGGGCAGAGGGAAGAUUCCAGUGGUAUGAAAAGAGGUUUUGUGUGUGUGUGUGUGUGUGUGUGUGUGUGUGUGAGUGAAUGUGUGUAAGUGAGAUUUUUAUUAUGAUUGUUAUUUAUUUUGACAAAGUGCAUUUUAAAUUCUAGCUGUUGUAAAAUCCUCAUGCUUAAUGCCAAAUGGCGAGAGUGCAACUGGUGACGAUAAAUCUGUACUUAUCUUUGCACCUAAGGAUUUUUUUGUAUGUUUAGAAUGGUGUUGCAAUUAAAAUAUUAAAUUUUUUACCUUGUGUAAUUCUGUUUAAAAUCCCCCACCGCCGCCUCCCUCCCAGCAUCUAAUUUUUAUAAUUGGACGCCCUUGCUUUGGUUGUCUGAUGUUGUCGUUCUCAAUUUGCCCGUAUAUGAGGAUAAUCGGUAGCAAAGUUCACCCCCAUUCCGUGUUGCAGGUCUGUUUGUAUAAAGGAAAUAAUCUUGCAAGUUGUAUUGUGGUGCUGCCACUAGCUGUUCAUAGAAACUCUGGAGGUAAAAUGCUGCAAUACAUUCUGUUAUGUAAAUGUCUAAACAGUGCUUUGAAUUAAUGUGGUGUUGACAUGGAUGGUUACAUGGCCAGUAGUAAGUACACUGGUGUGAAAUGGGUAUCAGCUGGGCAAAGGCUUCAUUUAUAGGCCGGCUAGUAAUAGAAGCUUGUAAGCAUCCCUGAUGUGUAAUAACGGCUUGUAGAGUAGAUAUUGAGUAUGUGGGGCCUCGUUGCAUUCCGCUGUUAUGUUUAAUGUGUGGCCAGAUCUCUUGUCAAUUCUGCCACCACAUGCUUUGUAUUUGCCUGAUGUGUAUGAAGCAAUAUUGUCAGUUCAUGAAUUUUCACCCACUACCCACACAGUCAUCUCUGCCUUAAAUGUAUACA
This is a messenger RNA of Scleropages formosus (Asian bonytongue), 3006 nucleotides long. It is a transcript of the gene hmgb3a, whose product is annotated as high mobility group box 3a. Lineage: Eukaryota; Metazoa; Chordata; Actinopteri; Osteoglossiformes; Osteoglossidae. Bases 832 to 1452 code for a protein of 206 amino acids. The record is from RefSeq and is a predicted model, not a curated record. The transcript is spliced from 5 exons.